Molecule: messenger RNA, 537 nt
Organism: Raphanus sativus (radish)
Lineage: Eukaryota; Viridiplantae; Streptophyta; Magnoliopsida; Brassicales; Brassicaceae
Product: transcription factor bHLH167-like
Exons: 3
Coding region: 1-537 (178 amino acids)
Biological process (GO): regulation of transcription by RNA polymerase II
Cellular component (GO): RNA polymerase II transcription regulator complex
Molecular function (GO): DNA-binding transcription factor activity, RNA polymerase II-specific; protein dimerization activity; RNA polymerase II transcription regulatory region sequence-specific DNA binding
Source: RefSeq, a predicted model, not a curated record
AUGGAGAGGGAGACCGGAAGAGAAGUAGGAGAAGGAAGCUCAAUGUCGUCGAGGGAACAACGAAACCUCAGAGAGCAAGAGCGACGAAUGCGCAUGAAACAUCUCUACAAUAUACUCUCUUCUCUUGUUUCUCCCACUCAUAGGUUAUCGGUCCCUCAACUUAUAGAACAAGCGACAUCAUACAUGAUCCAAUUGAAAGAGAAGGUAAAUUAUUUGAGGGAGAAGAAAAUGACUUUGUUAGAAGAAAUGGGGAAACACUCUGAAGGGUCAUCGUCGUCUCUUCUGCCGAAACUCAGUAUUUAUUCGCGGGAUUCAACCAUACAAAUGAACCUGAUUAUGGAUCUCAACAUGAAAAGAGUGACGCUGCACCAGCUUAUACGUGUUUUUGAGGAAGAAGGAGCUCAAGUUAUGAAUGCUAAUAUUCAGAAAUUGAAUGAUAGGAUGGUCAUAUAUACAAUCAUUGCUCAGGCUAUCAUAGCUCGCAUCGGCAUUGAUCCAUCAAGUAUAGAAGAGAGAGUUAGGAAUAUCAUCUUCUGA